Zootermopsis nevadensis is the source of this 9521-nucleotide messenger RNA. RefSeq lists its product as uncharacterized. Gene Ontology annotation, cellular component: nucleus. Lineage: Eukaryota; Metazoa; Arthropoda; Insecta; Blattodea; Termopsidae. Gene Ontology annotation, biological process: regulation of transcription by RNA polymerase II. Gene Ontology annotation, molecular function: DNA-binding transcription factor activity, RNA polymerase II-specific. The record is from RefSeq and is a predicted model, not a curated record.
AAUGUGACAAAUGUUCAAACUAGUUUAUAUGCAGUUUAUUGAAAUCUGUAUAUAAAUAUACUGAGGAAAUAUGAAAUGCACGAAGUUUUCAGUGUGGCCCAUGCCAACCCUCCUAUUGUGCGUAAAUAAAAGAUGUCACUACGGUCGGUAAAGGUUGGACGAUGUGUUGCUAUUAAUUGUGACGCCAUUUUACUAACCUUUAAGGCGGGGAAGCGAAGAUUUUAGUAAUCUGUAAGUGAAAUACUAUAAAUCGCUGUGUUACAACAAAUACUGAACGCCAUUCGAGAAGUGCAGCUAGUUAUCUAACCUUUUCGGUAAGGCUUGGAACGUCUUGAAAUUGUAUCAUUUCAACCACUUGCCUACAAGAACUUUGUUCAGUGGCAACUGGAACCAUAAGAUUGCAUUGGAAACAUUAUACGGCAGGCUUUUGUGGUGGAUUGGCAGCAGCAAUGGAGGAUGAUGAAGGUGACACAUCAAUGGCAGUGGAGGAAUCUAUAUUCAAUGAAAUGACAGCAAACCAUGAAGACAGUGCUACAUUUUUACAUAGUGAUACUGAUAACAGUAACUCCAGUAGUCCAUUCGUAGAGGAAAAUUACAGAUUAAAGCUUGAUUGUGAGGAAAAUAUGAAGUCAUCUAGCUGUUUAGAGACUACUCUAGUAACAAGUGACAGGGAUGGUCAGAACAGUAGCACAUUAGUAAGUGAUAGUGAUGUUCCUAAAAGCCCAAAGAAAGUAAAUGGUGAGAUGGAUUUAUCAGAAUGUGACAGAGUGGAACAGAGUUCUGAUGUAGGUAACAGUGGUGAUAAUACUGUAGUGAAGGACAGCAGAUCAGCUGAAGAUGAUGAUAUAUACUCAGAAUCUGAUAAUCUGAGAAUCCACCAGAAACAUAAAAAGCAAGUGAUCUCAUUGCCUGAAGAAACAAAAGACACAACGAAGGAUGAUAACCAAAAUUCUGAGGGUAACAUUGAAUAUAAAGGGUUUAAAAAGAGGAUUCUAGCUCAAACAUCUGUAGAAAUCAAUAACAUGGCCACAUCAAGUGAUUCACCAAUGAAUUCUACAAAAUCAGUUUUUAAGUGCAAGAAAUCAUCUGUCACAAAGCCUGUGUCAGAAUCUCAGCAUGUAUUGGUUUCUCAUCAGACAUUACCAGAUGGGACACAAUCCAGUGCACAGCUCACAGAAUAUGCCCAGUAUUUGGGCUUGCAGCCAACAGUGAAAUUCAAAUGUUACAAAUGUGGUGAGAGUGGUUUUCCCUCCAUGUUAAAGUUACAAGAACAUCAGAACACCUGCCUGAAGAACUGUAAUAAGAUCCAGACUCUUAUAAAAUCUGCCCCACCACCCACAACAUCAGAAUCUACUCCAUCUACAAAUUUCAGAAUAACCCGCAAAGUGUACCUCUGUUCAGCUUGUGGGACUUACUAUGAAAAUUGGAAUCUGUUUCUUCACAUGAGGGAAGUUCAUAAGAGGCAUACAUGCUUAUUCUGCUUGGGGAUGUUCUCCCAGGCUGAUAAGCUUGCUACACAUUUAUCUGGAAAACAUGGCGUAAUUGAAGGACUCUAUGCUUCAUCAGAGCACUUCAUAAGUGAGUUUAAAGGCUCCUGUUUUCUUAUGUGUUGCACCUGUGAACGAAUAUUUACAGAGCAAGAAAACUUCUUUGAUCACUCUUGUAGUGAAGGAUUGGUGAUUAACACUGACAAGGCAUGUUUCUUAUGCGGGUUGCGAGGUGCACAUUUUCCAACAUGUCGUCGAGCCUUUACAAACAGUAGCUCAUCUCCACCGCCCCCACCACCACCAUCAUCCAGUUCUUCAGUUCCUUCUACACUUGAAAGACCUCCAGAAUCAACACAGAAUUCCCAACCUACAAUUCAAGAAAAUUCUCGUUCAGUCACAAAAUAUUUAAUUCCAUUGGGAAAAGUUCCGGGGAAGAAAAGUAACCAGAAACCAAACACGAUGCUUGAUAAUACAGGAGAAAGUCAGGAAAAAUCUAGAGAUCUCUCAGAUAUUGAUGAUGACUAUGAUAUCAGUAAUGCAGCUGCUUUCUGUCAUGUAAACAUUCACGAGCCCUCAGAAAAGCAGAAACCAGUAGCUGCAUCAAAAGUCAAAACCUGUAAAAGUAAAAGUCAGGAAGUGGUUACAAAGAAAAUAUCUGACCAGGAGCCUACAAGUUUAUCACCUACUACAAACAUAAACCAGAACUGUACAGAAACUAGUGACGAUAAGAGAUACGAAGAUGUUCAAGAUAACAGUAUAAAUAUCAAAGAAAAGGAAAUUCAAGAAAGUGAUGAGUGCUAUGAUAACCAAAGUAGCAAAAUUUCUUCUGAAUCUGAAGAAAGCGUGCACAAAGGAGAGAUAGAAGCAGAUAAGUCAGCUUUUGAGAGCAUGACAGAUUUUCAAAACAGUCAUAAGCUUGAAAGUCCUGCCAUGGAAAAAUUGCAGCCAAGUGUAGAAAGUGAUACAAAGUCACAGCUACAACUGCAGAGGGAAACAAAUUCAAAAUUUUCACCAAAAUAUGAUGUCAACCCAAAAAAAUUAUCACAAACAGAAACAAAAAUUAGUCUGACACCUUGUGCCACAGAAGUUGAUUCAGAGUCUGAAUCAUCUGAGUCAGACGAUGAUACUGAGGACAGUUCUACUAGUUCAGAAGCAUCGUCUGAGGAAAGUGAUCAUUAUGAGGGGACAAAGGAUAAGGAGAAAAGUGAGUCAGAUGCUGAUAAUGCAGAUAGUGAUAAAAUGUCUCUUGUUGUUGAUGAAAACAGGAGUGAAGAAGAAGAAAAAACAGAAUUACAGAAAGAAGUUAUUAAUGAUGUGGAGAAACAUGCUAUAGAAGAUAAAAUGAGUGAAGUAGAAGAUAGUAAGCAAGAUGAGCCAAAGAGUGACACUGAAGAGGUACAAAAUACAGCAGAGGAAACUCAAGAAUGUGUAGUUUUGGAACAUGAAAAAACUGAUGAACCAGCAGAAAGUGUGCAGUUAGCAGGUGAUGAAGUACCUCUUUUGGAACUGACACUUGAGGAAAGUCUGGAUACCAUGAAUAUCCAAAUGUUACUGAAGGAAUCUGUAAAAGUUUCCUGCCUUAAUUGUGUAUACUGUAAUCAUGCUAAGAAAAUAGCUGUUAAUGGUAAACAGUUAGCAUUGCAUUUGUUAGCGGAACAUCGUUUUGCUCCGGUGGUUUGCUCUGAUAGCGGGGAACUUACAGAAGCUGAUGGUUUUGUAGAUAGAUUAAAAACUUCAUUAUCUGAAUUGCAGCAAAUGUUCUUUAACACAGACUCCUACGAUAAUAUGGACCAAACUUGUGUGCGCCCCCAUGAUAGGACAUAUGAAUGUUUCCACUGUCAUUUCUUGACAAACCUACAUAAAGAAUUGUAUGUGCAUAAUAGAAAGAUGCACCAGAAGACAAUUCUUUUAUGCAUUAUGUGUAAAUCCAAUUUCUACAGCUACAGUGAGCUGCUGUGUCAUUUAUGCCCUGGUAUCUAUGUACCAGAAAGUAAUAUAAGCUUUCGCUGCUGUCUGUGUACAGUUGAUGGUUUACCUUCUGCUUUUAGACUUAUGGUACAUUUGCGGAAGAGACAUCAUGCGUGUGAUGUGUGUCUGGAAACUACUGAAGAUCAACAGAAGCUGUCAAACCAUGUAUGGAAACACAAACUACAUCAUCUCUGUUAUCGCUGUGGAAUUGCAUAUCGAAACAAACCCGACAUUACAAAACACCUGUUCUGGAAGCACGGUACUGAGAGUGUUCUUUGCAAGAAAUGUUUACAGAAGAAAUGGCCUCAUGUCUACCAUUUCUGUAUACCACCCAAUUCUUUUGUAUGUGAAGAAUGCAACAGCAGCUUUUCACGAGCAGUGGCGUUGAAAGUUCAUAAGAGGCUCCAUGCUGGUGAUUUGCCUUAUCCAUGCAGUGAAUGUGAAGAACGUUUCAUAUCAAGGAAACUUUUAACCAAACACCAGGAGAAACAUCGUGAGCCUUCCUCACCAAAAAAUACAGUCGAAACAAAAUUACAAGAAAAUGGCUCUACAGGAGAAACUGAAAACCAAGAAGAUAAAACUAAGACAGAGAGUGAAUCUCAUCAAGGAGAGAUACUUGCCCAUGAAGAUGCAGUCAACAGGGGUAAUUCAAUAAAAGGAGAAGAAUCACAGGUGUGUGAUACUAAAACAAUGACGACAAUGUCAGAAGCAGAUGUAGCGAAUGCUGCUAUAGAAGUACCUGUUGCAGAAAACUUGGGUGAAGGAGCCAAAUAUGAAGAAAAAGAUGUGGGUGAGAAGAAAUCUAAAGUUGUAGAUGUCUAUGACCUUCCCCCCUUGAAUUUAUCAUCAGAAAGUGAUGAUUCUGAUGACGAUGGAGAAAGGAAAGAGACACAAUUAAAUGUUAAAACAAAUACAUCUGAAAUUGAUACAAAAUCUGUAGCUAUUAAUGAAAGCACAAACUUAAAUGGUGCAGAAAGAAUUUCUGAAACUUUGUCUCAGACGGAUGAAGAUGUUCAGCAACCAGUUGAAGUUGUAGAUGGAAUUUGGGAUAACUUCAAGACUUAUAAAGCAAACUUGGAACGACGAGAAAAUCAGCACACUGAAAUUGGUGAAAGUUCAAUGCAAAACACUGAAAAAGAAUUACAGUUUCAGUUACAUGAGAGGUCAGCUGCAGAAAUAAUUUCAGUGAUAUAUAUGGAUCAUGACUACUGUGGUCCCCCUGCUGGGACAAGUCAUUCAGUAGACAUAGAAGAGCAGUUACAAGAUAUGUUGGUGUCAGAAGCAGGUGUACAGCAUGUGAGUCUGCAACAAGAUGCUGGGAAAACAGAAGAACCAAAUGAAAAAUCAGGAGAAGAAAAGAAAGCUUGUGAUGCUGAUCAUAAUUACUGUUAUACUAAUGCAACAUCAUUUAAUAUUGAAAAUGGGAGAGAGAAAGAUGCUGCAGCUGUACCUGUUCAAGCUACCACUUCUCCAACCAAGAAGAAACAAAAGUCGCCCAAGAAGAAACGAAAACGUAGUGCUAGUUCAUCAUCUAGUGAUUCCAGCAGUAAUAGUGACUCAAGCACAUGUAGUUGUGGUACAAACUGCAGUUGUAGCAGUUCUAGUUCAAGCAGUUCAGGCUCUUCCUCUAGUCAGAGCUCAGAUUCAGAUAGUUCAGGUUCAGAAGGCAGACAGCGCCAGGCAGCCAGACGAGAAUGCAGGAGCGAGAGGGCCAAGAAGAGAAAAUUGGAGGAAGUUGAGAAUGCAACGCCUGCUAAAGCAGGUGCAACAGAGAUAGCAGCUAAUGGUCCCCCUGAACAGGAUGAGGUUCCAUCUCUGACCACUUUAGUUGAACCUGAGGACAUGGAAUUGCCUGUAAGAGAAUCAGAUUUAGACACAGAUGAAACAGAGACAGAUGAGGAUUUUUAUGAUAAACAUCCUCAGAGACUUGCUAACAAAUUACUCGCAGAAAAACGAAACCAGCUUCUUUUAUUGGCAGCAGUGGCUCCUGUUAACAAUGGCACAAUGUCACAGUCUGGUCAGUCACCACCAGCUAGUUCCAUUGAAGAACCUGUACCAAAGAAGAAAGUAAAAAUAAAGAAACAUAAAAAAUCACAGCAUCAGCAUAGUUCAGAGAAUAAAAUUGAAAGCAAAUUGAAACUCAACAUUCCCACAGACUAUUACAGCACUCAAUCACCCAUCUUUUCCAAAUCAACCCUGCCAACAUCUGCAAGCAAUUCUAUGAAUACUACAACCCUGGCCACACAUGCCCGACCCAUUCAAAAUCCCUUCCUUGUUAGUCAUCCUGAACCAUUGACACCCACUACAGCAUAUCAUAGCACAGGCAGUGGCUCAGAAACAGAUAGCAAACGCCUCUCCAAAAGAAAGCGAGUUCCCAAGAAAUUUUAUGGGGAUUCUAGUGAUGAUGAACCCGAUCACCCACCGGUUAAGUGGCGUAAGGUGAUGCCUGCUGUAAGCAACAGCCCGGUACCAGUAGUGCAGCCAUCAGCAGGAUGUAGCAGCGCUGUCUCCGCGCCUGAACGUAUUCAGUUUCCAACCAUUAAUGAGGAUAAGUCGGAGGAAGAGGCUGUGGAAGAUAGUGACAGUGACCGAGAGGACACAAAGAAAAGCAACAGUGAGUCGUCAAACAGUGAAAGUGAGGCUGAAAAAGAACAGGAGGAUGAUGAAGAUGAGGAAGACGAUGAUGAUGGUGAUGAUGACGAUGAUGAUGACGAUCUGUCUGAUGCAGAUAGUGAAGUUAAGUCGUCAUCAGCAGUACAAACAAAUUCAGUGUCAGCUGCAAGAGAAGGUGAUGCUGUGCAGCAAAAGAAUGAAAAUUUGUAUUGUUACUGCCAGUGUCCAUAUGAUGAAGUUUCAGAAAUGAUUGCAUGUGAUGGUAAAGACUGUACAAUUGAAUGGUUUCAUUUUGAAUGUGUAGGAAUAAUGGUGCCACCUAAGGGCAAGUGGUUUUGUCCUGACUGCAGAAAAAGGGCUGCAACAAGAAGCGAGUACCUGUUACAUGUGUGACAUGGGGUGGGUUUAUGUACACAGUAUUGAACACCCUAUUUAACCAUUGGUGUGUAUUAAUGUGUGAAGUUCUGGAAGCUUUGCUUCAUGUGUGUGUUGUUUCUUUGUUGCUUUUCUCCUCUUCAAAAGAAUUCUGUGUAAAUAGUGUAAAUAGGUAGGAUAAUAAUUUACUGUACUUGAAUUCACGCAACUUUUAAAAGAAUCCCUGGUGGAGUCUAAAAGUAAUUGUCAGCAGCUAAUGUUGAACACUGAAAUCAAUCUAGCAGAUGGUAAUUGGAAAUUUGUAAAUGUAAACAAAACAUUUCUUCACAAAGCAAUUGUGUGGAUGAUAGCGAGUUCCAAGUCAUUGUUUGUACAUUAUAUUAUUAUUACAAUAAAAUUAUUAUACAUUUGUCAUAUGCAAUGUCAGAAGUGUUUCGCAUUUAUCUGUGCAGUGGAAUUAUAUCACAUUACUACUGAAAUUGGAGACAGUAGUUUGAGAAUGUAGUAAUAUCACAGGUUUAGAAACAGGAUCUGAUGUUGAGUGUUGUCUCACAGUGGCCUCGUGUCUAAGAAACAGAUACAGCACAGCAAUGAGAUAUUAAAUAUGUAUUUACCAAAUACUAUGUAUAUAAUGUGUUCUUUCACUUUUACCUGUAUUUGAUGAAAUGCCAUGUGUUUUUUAGUAUACCAACAUUUUAGACUAUUUAUUUUUUAUAUGAAGUUGCCUACGUGGGAAAUAGUGCAACCGAAUAAUAAUAAUUGCUAGUAUUUCUGUUGUUUCAAGUGAUUUGACAUACUUAUGCAACAGUCAGAAAUCUUGAUUGGGCUGAUGAAUGCUGAAAGUAUGUGAUGCCAUUUAUACAUGUGCAUUAUAAAAUUCAGUAUCUGUUUCUCAUCAUGUCCUGAACAAUUUCUUAAUCUUCCAUUUUUGAGAGUUAUUAAUGUUUAUUAGUUGCAUGGAUUGUAUAUCUUAAUUCCGCAGAAACUGAUCUUAUAUUUAAUGUGGGAUGUAAAUACAUUUGUGGCUAAUUCUCAUAGACAUUAGGAAACUCACAGUUUUCUUCUGUAGAGUGACUUAAGGUUAUUCUUAAAAAUUUAUCUAUGAAGUCAGUGUACAUGAAUUCCUGGAAAGAAAAUAAAUAGCACAGAGGGUAAAAACAGUGGUUAUUGUUACAAGGAAGUCAAGAAUUAAUGCUAGGUUUAUUUAUGCUACUAUUUAAGUAACAGCCUCAGUGGAUGAGCAUUAUGGAAGUUUUUAUCUUAUUCACAGUAGUUUCAGUAUAUGAAUGUGAAUAGGGAGGUAAUGAGCAAAUUCUGCUGUGACAAAAUGGAUACCUUAUCAGCUCAUAAAAUUAGCAUUUUCCAUUUUCUACAGCGAAUAGUCAAUACAACAAACUGAAGUAAAAUAAAAUUUUGUGUAAGCCAUUGAAGUAAACCUCAUUAUGUGUAAGCUAGCAAUCCUGUAAUAAACACAAAAAUAUUCUCCUGUUUUUAAAUUGUCAAAAAGUUGAAGUAACUGUAAGAAAUAAGUUAAUUUGUUCACAAUUAUGAACAUUUAAUCACAAAAUUCUGAAUGUCAUGGAAUGAAAUAGAUAUGCAAUUCAUAUUGGUCUUCAGCCUACAUAACAAAUCUGGGUCAAGCGUAACUUCCGUUGUUAUGAAAUAGACCAAAGUUAGGUCAUCCUAUGACACAACCAGAUGUUUAUAGAAAAUUGCAAAUGUAUAAAAAGAUUCAAACAUUACAGUAAAUAAUUUUGACACAGUGUGAGAAAAUGUGAAUUUGCAAAGUAAGGCCAUGCCAAAAAAUGUUCAUAUUCACAUCCUGUGGAAGUAAAAAGCUGUGUUCAGAGCAGACAUUUUUAAAAUACUACUGGUAAUCAGUUUCUUCUGCUUUGCACUGAGUAUCUUUUUUUUUAGUUCAUAUUUUAAGCCCUUGUGAGACGUUCAGUUACUAACAUUUGGACAAAACUGUAGCGUACACAGUUAUUAAAUUUCGAGUACAAUUUCACAGUGGGUACAGGAUAAGUUUAGACUGUAAGAUAAUUUCCUGUAUUUAGAAAGACAAAAAUGGGUUAAAGUGACUGAUUCUUUUCUCUUAGAGUUCAACCAAGAAGUUUUUGUGAAAUUGCCUUGAUUGUUAUUAUAUAAGGAGUUCAAAGAAAGUAGUCAUGGUUUCGUUAUAUUCUGCAUUCAUUCACUGGGACUGACAGAAAAGCAGAGGAAAUGAAUGAAGACUGAGUUUCCUUAUUGAGAUUUCAACCAAUAACUGCCAGGAUACAAGUCAGAUGCAUUGUGUCUGAGUUAGUCUUCUCACUGAGUAUAAAUAUUACAUUUGUGCAAAUGCAUUGCCUGAAGAUGACUUGUGUUAACUUGCAUGAUACAUUUACACUCAGUUUGUUUUAAAGGUUUUCCGGAGUUCGUUGCGGUAACAUUUCACUGUACUUGGAGAAAAGCAAAAGGAUUUGUACUUGUAUAACAUAUUUCAAAAUUGAAGCCAUCUCUUUAUUAUUAUAGGUUAACUAAUUGCCAUGUCAUAUUAAAUAAUUAUAUUUAAAAAGCUCUGUUAAAGUAGAUUCACCAUUUGCAAUCCAGUGUGGAAAGCAGUAGUAAUGCUGUCCCAUACAGUUAUGGACAUGACUGCAUAACACAAUAAAUGAAAGUGAAUGUGAGGUUUACACUGUGUGACCUUAUAUGGUUAGGGGGAUAUUUUUUAUAAUAAAAUCUUAUCAGCUUAUCAUACUGCACAGGAAGUUGUUGAACAUACAAGAAUCUGAAAUGGCUGAGGCGCAUUACUUCUGCUCAUGGCUGGAAUUUUAUCUAUGGCAUGGAUAUCAUUGUUAUAUUAAUAUGUUCUUAAUAUCCCAUGUGGUUCACAUUCGGCCCAAUUAGUGAAUAAAAUUAUAAGGCUUGCAUCAACUCUGUAUUACGGGACGUACCCUUCGGUUGCAGUAUGAAUAUUUAUGAUUUGUUGUUGAUGGUUUACUUUCAAAAUAUUAAUGCGAGCUGAAGUGGUAGUACCUCGCCCAGGUAUGUUGCUGUAUAGUGCUCUGAAAAAUGCAUUAAAUAACAUCUAGGGGG